AUGUUUGAUGGUGGAUUCGAUCCCAAGGCGCUCUGCGGCGGUACUAGUACGCUCCAAGUAUAUGAUGGUAGAAGGGAGCUGACCAGUACUGAGAUUUGUCAUUCCUGGUACUCUAAUGGUAGGGAAUCUUCUGUUGAUCAAGCUUUACAACUUCUUUCCGGUCUCCGUAUAAGUAAAGAAUCGAAGAGUAAGUCGCAGAGAAUGGAUGUGGUUGGUAUCUUUGUCAGUCCCGAGAGGAAUUUCGACACAAAGUGCAUGAACCCCCUAGCUGAGAUACUAAACCUAGAACUGCACAGUCCUGAAAUCAUAGGCUUUCCUGAGGGCUCUAUUGCUAUUCCCAUUCAAGUCGAAAUUUGUAAACGUUCUCUAGCACCCCUAUAUUCACCAAAUUAG
This is a messenger RNA of Acaulospora colombiana, 393 nucleotides long. The record is from the annotation of a GenBank genome assembly. NCBI's taxonomy places the organism in Eukaryota, Fungi, Glomeromycota, Glomeromycetes, Diversisporales, Acaulosporaceae.